Molecule: messenger RNA, 1625 nt
Organism: Sorex fumeus (smoky shrew)
Lineage: Eukaryota; Metazoa; Chordata; Mammalia; Eulipotyphla; Soricidae
Gene: SUMF1
Product: sulfatase modifying factor 1
Exons: 9
Coding region: 15-1088 (357 amino acids)
Cellular component (GO): endoplasmic reticulum
Source: RefSeq, a predicted model, not a curated record
GCGCGCAGGACAACAUGGCUGCGCCCGCGCGGAGGCGCGCUCGGGACCGCCGAGCGGGGCUCAAGCUGAUGCUGGUGCUGCCGCUGCUCUGGGCGCCGGGCGCCGCGGCGGGCGACGGGGAGGCCGGGCCGGGCUCGUGCGGCUGCGGCUCCCCGCGGCGGCCCGGAGCGCAGGGCGCCUCGGCAGCCGCGCACCGCUACUCGCGCGAGGCCAACGCGGCGGGCCCGGCCAAGAUGGUCCCCAUCCCUGCCGGCGUCUUUACCAUGGGCACAGACGACCCCCAGACCAAGCUGGAUGGGGAGGCGCCGGCCCGCAGGGUGGCCGUGGACGCCUUCUACCUCGACGCCUAUGAAGUCAGCAACGCGGAAUUCGAGAAGUUCGUGAAUGCCACGGGCUACCUGACAGAGGCCGAAAGGUUCGGGGACUCGUUCGUGUUUGAAGGGCUGCUGAGCGAGCGCGUGAAGGCUGGCAUCCAGCAGGCGGUGGCGGAGGCUCCCUGGUGGUUACCUGUGAAAGGAGCCAGCUGGCGGCACCCUGAAGGGCCCAACUCCACUCUGCUGCACAGGCUGGACCACCCAGUCCUCCACGUCUCCUGGAACGAUGCUGUGGCCUUCUGUACCUGGGCGGGCAAGCGGCUGCCCACGGAGGCCGAGUGGGAGUACGGCUGCCGAGGCGGCCUGGAGGGCAGGCUGUUCCCGUGGGGCAACAAGCUGCAGCCCAGGGGCCAGCACUAUGCCAACCUCUGGCAGGGCACCUUCCCCGUGACCAACAGCGGCGAGGACGGCUUCCAAGGGACAGCGCCCGUGGACGCCUUCCCGCCCAACCACUUUGGCCUGUACAACAUGGUGGGCAACGCCUGGGAGUGGACGGCGGACUGGUGGAGCGUGCAGCACUCGGCGGCCGCCACGCAGAACCCGAAAGGCCCCUCGUUUGGGGAGGACCGUGUGAAGAAGGGCGGCUCCUACAUGUGCCACAAGGCCUACUGCUACAGGUACCGCUGUGCGGCGCGGAGUCAGAACACGCCUGACAGCUCGGCCUCCAACCUGGGCUUCCGCUGUGCGGCUGACCGUCUGCCCACCGCGGGCUGAGCCCGAGCCGCCCCGGUCAGCACAAGCGUCCACGAGCGGCGUCUCCGGAGACCGUGGCCAAGAUCUCGCGUCUUUCUUCUACGGAGGGAGCGGCGUCAGGCUCCUGACUGCCCAUGACCUCGCCGGUGGCCCGGGAGGGCCCUCAGCCCCUCCGCCCGCCCGCCCGCGGCCCCUCUGGCCCCCAUCGAGGGGUGGAACAGAACAGAUUCUAUUGUGAUUUUCUAGUGAGAAUUUAUGAGAGAUUAUUUUUGAGCUGUCUUCCCCAUGUGUGCUAGAAAUCAUGGAAUGUCUGGGUCUCAUUUUCAGGGAGGGCCGGGGGGGACAUUCUGUCCAUACUGCACUUUGUUUUUCCAAGGAAACCAGUGUCUUUGUUGUCACGGCGAGCCUGUGUCCUGCGGCAGCCACGCCGGCCGGGUGACCGCAGGGGCGGCUCAGCUUUAGCUUCAGCAUUAAGUGCCUUGGACCAGGGGGCCGGACUCAGCCCCCGUUCCCAAAGCCUUCCUGGAAGGAAUCGUGAUGAAACGGCUUUAAUUCUUG